ACGUGUUUACAAAGCCAUAGCAAGAUCGUGGUGUCCUUCCUUUGCGCACCGUAGGUACCCGUCAGAUGUGUUCUACGAAGCUUAAAGUAGUACAAAACAUAUUAUACCGUCAGAUCGCCAAUCGCCUUAUCAAUGGUCGUGACGCAGCGGCGGGAAUCAGGGAGGCCAGUGCUUGCCAUUCUGUGCACUCUUCUGCACAUCAUUCUUGUCCUCCUCCACGUUGUUAUUCUCGUGCUCAACAUUUCAGGUAUCGAGCACCGCUUAGUCGUCCCAUUGACAUCCGGCAAUGAAAUCUGGGUCACUAUAUUGAGUACGUCAUCACAGGCAUUUUAUGCGAUUUAUUGCACAAUACUCGUUUACCUAAUGCAACGAUUAACAUUCCUCAAGAACACGACACGACGCCAGACGGUAACCGCUCUUCAUGACACGGUGAACGCAUGGAAGGGCCUUGGUUCUGCGCUGGAGUGUCUUUGGCGUCAAUCAACUAUCCCUGCAUCAUGGUGGAGCAUAUUAUCCAUAACGACCUAUCUUGCAUGUGUUUUUUCCCUUCACGUGGUCUCGUCAUCUAUCAUUCAAUUACAAACAUUCAACUCAGCUGUGGAUGCGACCGCUACAAAAAUUUCUUACUGGCCUAGUCCAGACGUAGAUAUGAUGGCAAUCCAGUGGCAAUCCAUCAGUGCAUUGGUUCCUACGUUAGGCCAAUUCGCCAAUCUUCAGGGUAUGGGACUCCACGGUGCCGCUCUUUACGAUAUCAUUCAAUCUACCGAUACGCCUGGACGCGCCAUCGUCAAUGCAUCGUCGUUCAGAGCAAAUUGUGGAUUAGUUCGCAAUUCCGUAUUAAAUUACUCCCAUGAAAUUAACGCUGACAAUUUCGGAUAUCUUACACUCAACCUGCCAAUAUCAAAUCUCAGUCAUACCGUGAGAUUGAGAACUAGACUUGUGCAUCCAUAUUCAGAUCAGGUUAUGAUAAAUCCUGUCAUUUCCUCAUUCUUUCCAGGACCGACUGUUGCUUUCAUAGCCUCGACUGCUGUGAACUCGAGCAAUUUACCUGGCGAUGAAACAGUUCAACAUGUGUAUUGGGAACAUCCUCCCGGGCCAUUUACCUUCAUAGGCAAUCCCCAGCCUCCCCUGAUUUAUAGCAUGUACAAUGUUCAUAUAGUGGCGUGCACUAUUGACCUUCAACCCCAUGUCGCCACUGUUGAUGUACAAACGAAUCAACUACUGGAUCUUUCCCCGUCCCUUGAGCCAAGUGUUUCUGGUGACUGGGAAGCAUGGUCACCGCCGGAGGAAGAACCUAGAUGGGAUAUUUGGUCACCGCCAUUAUCAAGUGAAUUGCAUCAUGAAAAAUGGCUUGUUUCACCUUUCGUAAGCGGGGCGCAUCAUCCCACUGGCUGGUGCAUGAAUCAGGAACGAGCAUCAUGUUAUGGGUUAUCUCUUUUGGAAAUAUUUUUUAUGCAGCAGAUUGGAAUAACCGUCUUUCCCCACCCAAUGUCAUACUUUGACUCAGGCUUCUCUGUCCUAGCCAAAGCUCCUCCAAUUCCGACGAAAGUUCUGUGCAGCCGUGAUCAAUUCGAAACGGCUCUAUCAAGGGCUUAUGCUGCAGUUCUAUGGACAGCCGGACAGCUCGGCGCCGACGGCGGUGGGUUUAAUCGGAAAUAUGAAAACACCACCAUUUCACAGCAGCUUCUACAAUGGCACCUUGGUAUAAACUUAUGGCCCCUUGCAUUUGCAUUCACCUGCUCUCUGCUCAUGUUGGCGCUAUCGAUGCGUGUGACAAACGGGAUGCACAGUGGGCGGAACGAUAAAAUGCCUAUCAAUAGCGCUGGCAUUCUUCAAAUCAUUUGGCUUGCUACGAAACGCUUUGAUGUACUAACAGACCUUGUGGGCGAUGUCGAGGAUCCGCAAGAGGAUAUUCUUCGUGCAGCUGGGAUGGUCGAUGUGGACCUGCUGCGAGGGUUGAAUGACGUGCGAGCAGAUGAUCUUUGACAGCCAUCCCCGUGUUUCAUUCCAGUGCCGCCGUCAGCAAGAAUAUGGAAGAACUCGAAAGGUGUUUCUAUGUGGAGAAGAGAGGAGAUGAGCAGAGACCGGCAUGAUUGACUGCCUUUUCAAUGAAUGUAUGACAUACUGCGUGAGGCCAUAUAUCUAUAAUAAAAUGUAAUCAGUUCCUAUGAUGAGAUUGAAAGGGUUUGCUGCAACGUUGGGUU
This is a messenger RNA of Suillus bovinus, 2204 nucleotides long. RefSeq lists its product as uncharacterized. The record is from RefSeq and is a predicted model, not a curated record. NCBI's taxonomy places the organism in Eukaryota, Fungi, Basidiomycota, Agaricomycetes, Boletales, Suillaceae. The coding region runs from base 133 to 1986 and encodes 617 amino acids. The transcript has 11 exons.